GGUUUCGGUCCGGUGGUGAGGAGUCGCGGGUCAGUGGCGGCGGGUCUCAGACAGAGCGGUGUGAUGAGCAGCGCGGGAGAAGAGCUGCUCAGUAAAUAGUCCGGCUGUUUCUGAGAGAUUAUCGGGUUACUGAGCUCACACGUCAUCCUCCAUUUGGCAGGAGAUGGGGAACUCGUACACGGGGCAGCUCCGCAGCACACGCUUUGAGGAGGUUCUGCACAACUCCAUCGAGGCGUCCCUUCGCUCCAACACCGUGGUACCUCGACCCGUGUUCUCCCAGCUAUACCUGGAACCGGAGUGGAGACCUCGCUCUCGAGAUGGUAGAACCGGCCAAAUUGAAAAUGAAGAUGAGGAUGAUGAUGACGGCUCUGAGUCUAACAGCCCUCCUAUUCCGUACCAGAUGAAGCCUCCUCCAGAAGGUUCCUGCACUACUGAUGGAUUCUGUCAGGCAGGAAAAGACCUGCGUCUGGCCUCCAUUGCAACUGAAUGCCUCGAUCUGCCACCAGGAUUUCUCCUGGUCGGGGCCAAGUCUCCCAGUUUACCUGACCAAUUACUGGUGUGUGCAGUGGACCGACGCUUUCUCCCAGAUGAACAUGGACAUAAUGCACUUUUAGGCUUCUCAGGGAACUGCAUGGGCUGUGGAGAGAAGGGCUUCCGCUACUUCACUGAGUUCUCCAACCACAUCAACCUAAAGCUGACCACCCAGCCCAAGAAGCAGAAGCACUUAAAGUACCACCUGUUCCAAAAUGCCCAGGGCACAGUGGUACUGGGCCCACCGAUCUGCUGGAAGGGUAUAGAGAGCCGUGUAAGAAGACAGAGCACCUCUAACGUGUCAGGUGGUCUAGAGGAGCAUCCUCCUGUCUCUGGAGUCAGUGACCUACUGCCUAAUUCAUCACACACCACUGGCUACACAGCAUCUGAAACCUGCCCUACCUCGAUCAACGAUGGCCAUGUUUCGUUAUCCCAGCAGCCGUUGCCUCAGCCUGGCUUGCUAGCCCACGGCCCAGGAAGACCCACAGUUAUAGGUUCCAUGGCAAACUCAGGACCACCCAAAAAAAGACACAAGGGCUGGUCCCCAGAAUCUUCAGCACCAACUGAAGCUGUUCAUAGACCUGCUGCGUCCAGCACAGUUAAUGGCACCAAAUCAGCAAGCAAUGGGACUUCUGGAUGUGCAUCCCAGGGGUCUUCCCCACCCAUGGCACCAGGGGAGUCAGUCAUAGUGCCUGAUAAUCUUCUCCAAACCUGUGGACUACAGCCAGUCAUUCUAAAAGGUCACGGUGCUCUUCCUCGCCUGUGUGGGAGUGCAGGUGAUGUGUUGGUAAAUGGGCGUCUGCAGGCAUGUUACCGCAGCACUCAGACACUCCCCCAUGUGUAUGAGCAGUACGGAGCCUCGUCGGUCCAGCCCCUCUCCACAGAGAUGCAGGUCCUACUGACCGUCUACUACCUGGUGCAGCUGGCCCCAGAUCAGAUGCCUCUUAUGGAAGACCUGGAGCAGAUCCUUAUGCGUUCUUGGCGAGAAUCGCACCUGACAGAAAUCCGCCAGUAUCAGCAGAGCCAUCCCCAGUUCUCCUCUCCUCUCCCUGGCCUGGCUCAGCCCCUCACCCCCUCACAGCUCCCCUGGCUGGCCAAGCUGGCCACCAGUUCCUGCGGCGAGAGUGUCCAGGUGCUGGACACGGCGCCCUCUCUGGCCGAGGCACUAGACGACACCUUCCAGAAGCUGAUGGAGGGCAAGCUAAAUCAAACGCAUUAUGUGGUGAUCGUCUGCAUGGGCAGGAGCCAAGAGACAGAAUCCUGUAUAGUGGUAACAGGGAAGCAUCAGUCUCGAGCUCUUGCAGAAAGCAUGCUCUCACCCAGUGACUGUGUUAGACAGAUCAGUCAGGAGCUUUCCUCCGGGAUGACCGCUGAACUAGAGGCCUACAUUGGCUCCUUGUGUCCAGAUGGAGAUGUGGAGGCAUUGCUGGAGAAAUCCAGUCCAGAGAAGAGCAGCCCCUCUACGCAAGGAUGUGGAGAACCUCCAUGUACAGAGUACCGGGUGGAAUGGCGUGAGAUUCGGCCUAUUCAGCUCGCUGUUGCCCGGAAGCUGCUGUCCCAUGUGUGUGCGAUUGCUGACUCCAGCACACACAACCUGGACCUGGGCUCCUUUGACAAGGUGGAGUUCCUGAUCUGUGUCCCUCCGUCUGAGGUGGCAUUCCAGCAAGUGGUCCUGCACCUGUGGAAUUCAGGGGUCCUGCAGGAGUUAGGCCUGGAACAGGAAUGCCUGUCCCCAAAGGACGCUGAGCAGUAUGUGGUCAAACUGGAUCAGACCGUGGUAGCAAAGAUUAACGAACUGAUCCAGAAAUCCAAGAUGAACCCAUACACACUCUUCAUUGUGGUGCACGACCAUGCUCACUGGGACAUCAGCAGUGGACACUACAGUAGAGUGGGCGGCAAACCCAGCGAAGGUCUUGUGGACAGCCUGCUGAACUGCAAACAGAUUCAAGAGGCUGCCAACAUCCUGACUCUUCACGUGACCUCCUUCCCCUUUGCUCUGCAGACCCAAAACACACGCAUCAGCCCAUACAAUGAGAUCCACUGGCCAUCUGCAUUCAAUAACGAUGUGGAUCUGUACCACGAGAAGACUAAGUACUAUGGUGUGUCGGAGCUUCUGGAGUCCACACGCUCGGGGAGCGGCCUGCCAUUACUGCGCUUCGACAGUUCAUUUGAAAGCAUGGUGGCAGUUCUGGAAGAGAGAUUCCCAAAGCUGCACAGCGUAGUAAUCCGCACCCAGGUGCUGCUCCAGCACUACUCUGUGGCUCUGAUGGCGACGGCUGGAGGUCAGGCUCAGCUGCAGAAGCACACCUCCAUAGAGACCCUGGAGAUGGUGCAGUGCCUGCUGAGUUCCACCCACCGCUGCCCCAGCCAUCACGGGCACAUGCUGCUGCUCCGAAUACCCUUCCCAUCCCUGGCAGCACUGGCACACCAGCGGCUCUGCCGCAUUCGGGACCGCCUGGGGCUCCACGACCGCUUCGAAGUUAUACUGGGUGACCCCACGUCUGGGAUCAUAGUGGGCAAGCACUUCCUCGAUCAGCUGAGGCUGUGGCUGAAGAUCCAAGACCCAGAAUGGACUCCUCACACAUACCUGGAGCUGGAAGCUUUGCCGUGCAUCCUUAUUUUUACUGGCAUGGAUCCAAUGGGGGAGUCCCUGCCCAGGUCUCUGAAGUACUGUGACCAGCGAGUGGUGAGCUGCUGCGCUCUGCGGAGGACGGCUAUGGAGCAGGAGCUGGGGCUGGCAGCCUACUUGGUAUUAGCAGAGCCGCAGAGCCAGCGAGGGGCCCGAACCUCCAGCGACCUCUCCGAGAGUGACCCCGACAAACUUAGCAGCACCGACAACGAGGAGGAGGAGCUGGUCGUGGACGUGAACAGUACACUCCCUGGCCCAGAUCAUUCCCAGGCUGAAUUCUCCCCACGCAAACCCGACAAGCAGCCUGCCCUGAGCAAGUGCACUCCUCAGAGACGGUCCACCUCCCCCGGCUCCUCAUCCACUCAGGCCUCCCCCCUGCGCCAGAGCUGCUCCUGGAGCCGUAACCUCAACCGCCCCCCUGUGGUGCUCCUCCCCAAAGCCCUGUAUAACCUCAUCACCACCAUGGACGCCAGCGGCUUACCAAAGCCCACAUCCUUCCUUCCGCAUGCCUCUGUGGAGUGGGCCAGCUCCUUCAGACCUCUCCUCAGCAAGAUGAUGACCUGCACUGAGCAGUCUCUCUAUUACAGGCAGUGGACAGUGCCUAGACAGCACCACAUGGACAGCAGUAACCGGGCCGAGGGCCGCACCGACAACUUUCACCCACGCAGACUGCUCCUCAGCGGGCCACCACAGGUCGGAAAGACGGGAGCGUACCUGCAGUUUCUGGGCAUCCUGUCCCGCAUGCUGAUCAGACUCAUGGAGGUGGAUAUUUAUGAUGAAGAGGAUAUAAACUGCAAUUGUCAGUCAGAUUUGGUGCAGUAUCACCAGGCCAUUGCAUCGUGGCCCAAUGCUGAUACCAUGAGAGGAAUGCCAUUUGAUUUUAUCAUUCACGAUCCUAAAUAUGAGGAUAUCAGUGUCAUCUAUUCCACUGACUUCACUCCAAACGCAGAGAAAAACCCCCGGCGUCAGGAGGAGGUAUAUCUCCGCCAGCGGACAGCGCGGAUAAAACUCUCCAAAUAUGCAGCGUACAACACAUACCAUCACUGUGAGCAGUGCCAUCAGUACAUGGGUUUCAACCCUCGAUAUCAGCUGUAUGAAUCCACCCUGCAUGCUUUCACUUUCUCUCACCUGCUGUUGGGGGAGGAGAUCCAGCUAUACUUCAUCAUCCCCAAAUCAAAAGAGCAUCACUUCUCCUUCAGCCAAUCAGGAGGCCAGCUGGAGAGCAUGAGACUCCCACUCACCUCUGACUGGAAUCCUGACUGCAUCAAGAGCCCCAUAUUUACACCCACGACAGGACGCCACGAGCACGGGCUGUUCAACCUGUACCACGCCAUGGACGGAGCCUCCCAUCUUCACAUCCUGGUCAUCAAAGAAUAUGAGAUGGCUGUGUAUAAGAAGUAUUGGCCUAAUCACAUCAUGCUAGUUCUGCCCACCAUCUUUAAUGGAGCUGGAAUAGGUGCAGCACAUUUCCUCAUUAAAGAGUUGUCCUACCACAAUCUGGAGCUGGAGCGUAAUCGGAGGGUGGAGCAUGGCAGUCGUCCACAGGACGUUUGGCCCUUUAUCAUCCUGGCAGAUGACUCCUGUGUUAUGUGGAACAGUGUAGACGUUGACACCAAAAGUGGCACAGCAGGCACAGAGCGGAACGUGUCACUGAAGCAGGUGCUGCAGCACAUGGAGGCGUCUCCAGACAUCACGCAGUAUGGGCUUUGCGGCCUCAGAAAGUGGUCGAGUCGGGGUUCUGGGUUCGGGCGACGCAGAGAGCCCUUCUCACGAGGACACCUGCACGACUUCCUGCUCCUCAAUGUGGACCUCACACAGGAUGUGCAGUACAACCAAAACCGAUUCACGUGUGAUGAUGUGGACUUUAACCUCCGAGUCCAGAGCGCCGGCCUUCUCAUGUGCCGCUUCAACAACUUCAGUGUGAUGAAGAAGCAGAUAGCCAUUGGAGGAUAUCGCACUUUCAUCAUCAAGACCAAGAUGACUGAUGUCCCAACCGUGCAGCCGUCCCAGUAUGUCUGUGCUCCGGACAGUAAGCACUUGUUCCUGGCCACCCCGGCUCAGCUUCUACUGGAGAAGUACCUCCAGCACACCAGCCAGCGGCUCUUCCCCCUCAGUGCUGGAAAUUACAGCCACCCGGUACUGUCUGUGGACUGCUAUCUUAACCUGGGCCCAGAGGUGACUGUGUGCUUUGUCAGUUCAAGACCACACUCCAUCAACAUUAGCACCGCUGGGCUGCUCUUCAGUGGCCUCGUGCUGUACUUUUGUGAUUCUUUUGUCACACCUGGAUUCCUCAAAAAGUUCCAAUUCCUGAAAGGUGCGACUCUGUGCGUGAUCUGCCCCAACCGGAGCGCUCUGCGCCAGACUGUGGUCCGGCUGGAGCUGGAGGACGAGUGGAGGUUCCGCCUAAGUGAUGAAUUUCAGACGGCCAACGCCAAAGAGGAUCAGCCCAUCUUCUUUCUGACAGGGAAACACAUCUGACUCAAGCCCUCUCAGUAACCUGCAGAACUGUAACUGUGGCCUUACCCAUGUGUAUAUAACUUUCUGUAUAUAUAAUGCACUGUAUUUUACUUUUGUAUGAUUUUUUAUUGUUUAGUUUCAGUUCUGUUACCGAAUCAAAUAUUACCAAAUGUUACCUGUAAACUACAGUGACAUUACAAAAAAGAUCUAUAUUUAUUACCACAGCUGUGUUUUAUGACAGCUGUUUUUUUAUUAUUGAUCCUAUUUUUUCAAGUGUUUUGCCACCCAGGAUAUUUUGUAGCUAAAUAAUAUUUUUGUAAAUGUUUGUAGUGUGUAUUCAGUCAUACUGUUACAUGCUUGUUUUCUGAGAAUAUAUUUACUAUGUAAAGUUUUACUUUGUGUUUCUGUUUUUAAAAGAUGGCUUGUGUCAUUGUGUGAGUCACUGCAUGUUUUAAGUUUGUGGUAUUUGUGCAGUUUUGCUAUAUAAUCACUAGAGGGCGUUACAGGGCUUUUAGUGUCUACCUCCUCACAGGGUCAGUGUGUGGCUGGAAAGUACUGUAAUAAAAAAAUCCAAAUAACAAUAAUGCUGCCCGUCUAUAAUUAAAAAA
Messenger RNA from Astyanax mexicanus (Mexican tetra), 6225 nucleotides. RefSeq names its product growth regulating estrogen receptor binding 1 (gene greb1). The transcript has 32 exons. The record is from RefSeq and is a predicted model, not a curated record. The coding region runs from base 164 to 5638 and encodes 1824 amino acids. NCBI's taxonomy places the organism in Eukaryota, Metazoa, Chordata, Actinopteri, Characiformes, Acestrorhamphidae. Gene Ontology annotation, biological process: multicellular organism development.